Molecule: messenger RNA, 3279 nt
Organism: Acaromyces ingoldii
Lineage: Eukaryota; Fungi; Basidiomycota; Exobasidiomycetes; Exobasidiales; Cryptobasidiaceae
Product: DUF699-domain-containing protein
Exons: 4
Coding region: 1-3279 (1092 amino acids)
Biological process (GO): rRNA acetylation involved in maturation of SSU-rRNA
Cellular component (GO): 90S preribosome; nucleolus
Molecular function (GO): 18S rRNA cytidine N-acetyltransferase activity; ATP binding; tRNA binding
Source: RefSeq, a predicted model, not a curated record
AUGAGGAAACAGCUGGACCCGAGGAUAGCGACGCUGAUUCGGAACAAUGUCGCAACGAACCACCGGUCGUUCUUUGUACUUGUGGGCGACCACGGACGGGAUCAGGUGGUGAACUUGCACUUUCUCCUCUCGCAGUCGCGCACCUCGGCCCGUCCCAACGUGCUCUGGUGCUACAAGAAGGACCUGGGCUUCACCACCCACCGCAAGAAGAGAGAGGCCAAGAUCAAGCGGGACAUCAAGCGGGGCGUUCGAGAAAAAGGCGAUGCCUCAGACCCCUUUGAGCUCUUCGUGGGCGUCACCGAUAUCCGAUACUGCUACUACAAGGACACACCAAAGAUUCUCGGAAGGACAUUUGGCAUGCUCAUUCUCCAGGAUUUCGAGGCCAUUACGCCGAACCUCUUGGCUCGAACAAUCGAGACUGUCGAGGGGGGAGGUGUGGUCGUGCUUCUCCUCAAGACGAUGACGAGCCUGCGCCAGCUCUACUCCGUCGCUAUGGACGUACACGCCAAGUACAGGUCGUCAUUUGACCCUUCAGACCCUGUCGCACGUUUCAACGAACGCUUUCUGCUCUCGCUCUCUGCCUCGCCGGCCUGCUUGGUGCUCGAUGACGAGCUCAACGUGCUGCCAGUGUCCAAGGGAAAAGACAUCAGACCAUUGGAGGAGACACCCGCCAGCGAGUCGAGCAAGAUGGCACUCAGGCGGAACAAGGAGAGGGAGCAGGAGCUGAGCAAUCUCAAGGAAGAAGUUGCCCAGACUAAGGUUGUGGCAGAGGUUGUCAAGCAUACAAAGACGCUCGAUCAGGCACGAGUGGUGCUCACCAUCCUCGAUGUUCUUGCCUCUUCGUCGCUGUCGACGACGGUCGCCCUUACGGCAGGCCGAGGACGAGGAAAAUCGGCUGCACUGGGUCUGAGCAUCGCGGCAGCCAUCGCGCAUGGCUAUGCCAACAUCUUCGUGACAUCUCCCUCGCCCGAAAAUCUCCGAACACUCUUCGAGUUCCUUUUCAAGGGACUGCAGGCGUUGGGAUACGAAGAGGUGGCCGAUUGGGACCUACAGAGAGGCACGGGCGAGUGGAAGGAUGUCGUGGUGCGAGUCAAUAUCUUCCGUGGACAUCGGCAGACGAUUCAGUACAUUGCUCCUACCGAUGCCCAUGUUCUCGGCCAGGCCGAGCUCGUCGUCAUCGAUGAAGCAGCUGCCAUUCCUUUGACUCUCGUUCGAAGCCUCAUGGGUCCUUAUCUCGUCUUCCUCAGCAGCACCAUCAAUGGCUACGAGGGAACGGGCCGGAGUUUGAGUCUCAAGCUGAUUCAGCAGCUGCGCGACAAUGCCAAGAGAGCCACAGACGCCGCGGCGGAUCAAGAGGAGGGUGCGCUUGUGGCAAAGUCCAGCGAAAGGUCCAAGAAGAGCGUGGCGCCGACACUGGCCAGCCGCAACCUCAAGGAGGUCAACCUCGACGAGCCGAUUCGGUACUCGGACGGCGAUGAAGUGGAAAAGUGGCUUCACCAGCUCCUCUGUCUCGAUGCCUCGCUCAAGUCGUGGUCCUCCAAAAAGGGCAGCCCGCAUCCGUCGAUGUGCAGCCUGUUUGAGGUCAACCGAGAUGCCCUCUUCAGCUUCCACCCCGCCUCGGAGGUCUUUCUCCAGCGAAUGCUUGCUCUCUACGUAGCGAGUCACUACAAGAACUCGCCAAACGACCUGCAGCUGAUGUCAGACGCGCCAGGACACCGGCUGUUUGUGCUCCUCGCUCCCGUCGACUCGGCAGGCAGCCUGCCCGAGCCAUUGUGUGUGCUCCAAGUGGCCCUUGAGGGAAACGUCAGCCGCCAGUCGAUUCUCAACAGCCUGAGCAGGGGCACGCGCGACGCUGGCGACCUGGUCCCCUGGACCGUCUCGCAGCAGUUUCAGGAUGCCGACUUUGCCAGUCUUUCGGGAGCAAGAGUCGUCCGGGUCGCCGUGCAUCCUGACCACGCAAGGGCCGGAUACGGCAGCCGAGCGAUUGAGUGCCUUCGCGCCUAUUAUGCAGGCGAGCUGUUCGAUGCUGACUCAGCGGCAGCGGCGGCUGCCCAGAGCAAGUCCGACGUUGAGACGUUUGCCUCGGUCCGGGACCGCGCAACGGGCGGCGCGCUGCAGGAGGAAAAGAACAGCAUCGCCAUCCGAGACGGCGCCAAGAUGCCGGCCCUGCUCGAGAGGCUCUCGGACAAGCAGCCCGAGGCCGCUCUGGACUGGCUCGGUGUCAGCUACGGCUUCACUCCGGCCCUCUUUCGAUUCUGGAAGAGAAACGGUUUCGUGCCGCUGUACGUGCGCCAGACGCAGAAUGAGCUCACGGGCGAGUACACUGCCGUCAUGGUGCGUGGAGUGGACAAGGCAGAAAAGCCGAGGUGGUUGGGCGCCUUUGCUGCCGACUUUCGCCGCCGCUUCAUCUCGCUCCUCGGCUUUCGUUUCCGGGAUGUGACGGCUGUUUCGGCGCUGAGCGUGCUGGAGGCUGCCUCUUCUGGAGCAAAGUCUGCCGUCAGCGACAACGACGACAAUGACGACGAGGAAGAGGGGCAGACAUCUCUGACGUUUGCCGAGAUCCGCACGCUGCUGAGCCCCUUUGACAUGAAGCGGCUGCAGGCCUUUGGCAACAACAUGGUCGACUACACUGUCGUGCUUGAUCUUCUCCCCACGCUCGCCUCGCUCUACUUUAACAACCGCCUCUUUGCGGCCGCGACCGAGGGGGAGGACGAGGCCGAGGAAGGCAUCAAGGCGCAGCUUAAGCUGAGUGGGAUCCAGGCGGCCACGCUCCUGGCCCUCGGCCUCCAGCGUAAAGAUCCAAACGACAUUGAAAAGGAGCUUGGCCUGCCGACGGCCCAGGCGCUGGCACUCUUUGUCAAGGCCGUCCGCCGGAUCACGGCGUGCCUGCAGCGCGUCGAGAAGGCGCACUACGCAAAGGAGCUGCAGGCCAACGGCGAUUCGAGCGGGUCCAAAAGGACAGCGGCGGCAGCGGGGAGAAAGUGGGAGCCGAUUGAGCAGAGCGUCGAGGAUGAGCUCCGGGAGGCGGGCAAGCUCGACGAGCAGGAGAGGAAGAGGAGAGAGGAGCAGCGGGAGCUGCUCAAGAGCAUGGAUCUGGACCAGUACGCCAUUGAUGACGAUGCAGGCCAAGAGGACGGCUGGAGGGAGGCCGAGGCGAGGGCGGCAAAGCUGAUCGACGGAGGUGUCGCGGGCGAGGCGCCGACAAUCGAGAGCGAGAAUGGGCCAAAGAAGAGGAAGCAGGACCAGCAGGGAAAGAAGGGAAAGAAGAUGAGGUCAUAG